AUGAAGAAUCAAUUACAGUUGUUAUUAGAAGAACAUAAAAACAUUGAAAAUAAGACUAGAGAAAUCGAUGAAUCUUUAUUAAAAAUUCAAGCACAUAAAAGAACGUUGAUAGGGUGUUUAUGUGAUGAGCCAAUAUCCAAUCAUGUUAAUUCAAAUGUUUUAAAGAAAAAAACUAAUCAGUACAACAAGUCUCUUUCAAGCGGUCCUUUAAUAAUCAUUUCUUAUCCAAGACAAAACAUUAUGAAUGCUAUACCUAAUAUUUCUGAUAUCCAAGUUAUAUUAGCAAGAAAUGUGGACUAUAAAGCAUUUAGGCUAUACACACGUAACUUUAAAAGUAAACACAAUCACAGAUUUGAAAUUUACACUACAACUAUUAUUGAGAUAAAUAACAAGUCACAUCUAGAAAUAACAGACUCUGAAAAUAACAUAUUUACUUCAUUUAAUAACUUUAGCUCACAAUUUAAUAAUUUUCCAUUUAAUCUUAAUAUGUGGUUGUACUACAAAUAA
Molecule: messenger RNA, 507 nt
Organism: Hepatospora eriocheir
Lineage: Eukaryota; Fungi; Microsporidia; Hepatosporidae
Source: the annotation of a GenBank genome assembly